Aaosphaeria arxii CBS 175.79 is the source of this 3076-nucleotide messenger RNA. RefSeq names its product DNA mismatch repair protein. The transcript is spliced from 3 exons. NCBI's taxonomy places the organism in Eukaryota, Fungi, Ascomycota, Dothideomycetes, Pleosporales. The record is from RefSeq and is a predicted model, not a curated record. Gene Ontology annotation, biological process: mitotic recombination; mismatch repair. Gene Ontology annotation, cellular component: MutSalpha complex; nucleus. Gene Ontology annotation, molecular function: ATP-dependent DNA damage sensor activity; mismatched DNA binding; ATP binding. The coding region runs from base 74 to 2851 and encodes 925 amino acids.
UCUACAUCACAGAACCACUUCAUCUUUUGAAUCGUCUUCGUUUACUUGUUAUAAUAGGUGUUUGUAGGCAAAAAUGGCGUCACGACCGGAGCUGAAAGAAGAGGACGAGUCGAGCUUCUGUAAAUUCUUCCGCAACUUGCCCCAGCCGGGUGACGACACAGUACGGAUCUUCGACCGUGGAGACUACUAUUCCGCACAUGGUGAAGAUGCGAAGUUCAUUGCUACGACUGUUUAUCGAACGAAUGCCGUUAUCCGCAAGCUUGGCCGCGAGCCCGGCCUCGAAUCCGUCACAAUGACCGUCAUGGUCUACCGCAAUUUCUUACGAGACGCGCUGUUCCGAUUGAGCAAAAGGAUAGAAGUCUGGCAAUCCUCUGGAAAGCGGAUGGAUUGGAAGGUGGCAAAACAGGCUUCGCCCGGAAACCUCCAAGACCUUGAAGACGAACUCGGCGGUCAGAUCGAAAACGCACCUAUAAUAUUAGCAGUGAAGAUUACAGCAAAAGCGUCUGAGGCUCGACAUGUCGGUGUCUGCUUUGCAGAUGCAAGCGUUCGAGAGCUUGGUGUGAGCGAGUUUCUUGACAAUGAUUCUUAUUCCAAUUUCGAAUCGUUGUUAAUUCAACUCGGCGUCAAAGAGUGUCUUAUACAGGCAGAUCCCGCCAAAAAGGAUGUGGAGUUGGGAAGGAUUAGAAAAAUUGCAGACAACUGCGGCUGCGCCAUCGCAGAGCGGUCGGUAGCGGACUAUGGCACCAAAGACAUCGAGCAAGAUCUUCCACGAUUGCUAAAGGACGAGAAGGCGGCCGGGACCCUUCCCCAAACGGAUUUGAAAUUGGCCAUGGGAUCCGCAGCAGCGUUGAUCAAAUACCUCGGCGUCAUGUCCGACUCCUCCAACUUCGGACAGUACCAGCUCUAUCAGCAUGACCUCGACCAGUACAUGAAGCUUGAUGCGGCUGCCUUGAAGGCACUAAAUCUCAUGCCAGGCCCGAGGGAUGGUUCCAAAACCAUGAGCCUUUACGGACUCCUCAACCACUGCAAGACGCCUACCGGAAGCAGACUGCUUGCGCAAUGGUUGAAACAGCCGUUGAUGAACAUUGUCGAGAUCGAGCGCCGCCAGCAGUUGGUGGAGGCGUUCGUCAACGACACAGAGCUUCGACAGACUAUGCAAGAGGAGCAUUUGCGCUCAAUACCGGAUCUCUACCGACUUGCAAAGAAGUUCCAGCGCAAGGUAGCCAAUCUAGAGGACGUGGUGAGGGCAUAUCAGGUGAUCAUCCGUCUUCCUGGAUUCCUUGGUACUCUCGAAUCUGUAAUGGAUGAACAGUAUCGUGAUCCAUUAGACGCAGAGUACACUUCAAAACUAAGAGAGUACUCGGAUUCGUUCGCAAAACUUCAGGAGAUGGUAGAAACGACAGUCGAUCUGGACGCGCUUGAUAACCACGAGUUCAUUAUCAAGCCAGAGUUUGACGAGUCAUUACGAGUCAUCCGUAAACGCCUCGACAAGUUGAGGCGCGAGAUGGAUGCAGAGCACUCACGGGUGGGACGCGACCUGAACCAAGAUACGGAGAAGAAGCUUUUCCUCGAGAAUCAUCGCGUCCACGGCUGGUGCUUCAGACUGACCCGCAAUGAAGCCAGCUGCAUACGAAACAAGAGACAGUACAAGGAGUGCUCAACCCAGAAGAACGGCGUUUACUUCACCACCGACACAUUACAGCAAACGCGACGCGAAUUCGACCAAUUGUCCGGCAACUACAACAGAACCCAGGCCGGGCUCGUCAACGAGGUAGUAGCUGUCGCCUCAUCAUACAUCCCCGUGAUCGAGAAGCUGGCCGCCGUACUUGCACAUCUUGACGUUAUCGUUGCUUUUGCCCAUGUAUCCGUCCACGCACCAACAUCAUAUACCCGACCUACGAUGCACAAACGAGGAACCGGAAACACCAUCUUGAAAGAAGCCAGACAUCCGUGCAUGGAAAUGCAGGACGACAUCUCCUUCAUCACCAACGACGUGAGCCUCGUCCGGAAAGAGAGCGAAUUCCUGAUCAUCACCGGUCCCAACAUGGGCGGAAAGUCGACCUACAUCCGCCAGAUCGGCGUCAUCGCCCUCAUGGCCCAGAUAGGCUGCUUCGUGCCCGCGUCCUCCGCCGAGCUCACCAUCUUCGACUGCAUACUCGCGCGCGUCGGCGCCAGCGACAGCCAGACCAAAGGCGUAUCGACCUUCAUGGCGGAGAUGCUCGAGACGGCCAACAUCCUCAAAUCCGCGACCAAAGAAUCCCUCAUCAUCAUCGACGAGCUCGGCCGCGGCACCAGCACAUACGACGGCUUCGGCCUCGCCUGGGCCAUCUCCGAACACAUCGUCAAGGAGAUCGGCGCCUUCGCCCUCUUCGCCACGCACUUCCACGAGCUCACCGCGCUCUCCGACACCUACAAACAAGUACAAAACAUGCACGUCGUGGCACACAUCUCCGAAGGCACCACCUCCUCCCCCUCCUCCUCCUCCGCACCAUCCAAGAAGCGCGAAGUCACCCUCCUCUACAAAGUCGAACCCGGCGUCUGCGACCAAUCCUUCGGCAUCCACGUCGCCGAGCUCGUCCGCUUCCCCCAGAAAGUCAUCAACAUGGCGAAGCGGAAAGCCGACGAGCUCGAGGACUUCUCCGGCAAGCACGAGCAGGGGUUCGAGCAGGCUUCCAAGGAGGACGUCGAGGAGGGCAGCAAGCUGCUCAAGGAGAUGCUCGUCGCGUGGCAGGCGGACGUGCAGAGCCAGGGCCUCACCAAGAAGCAGCAGGUCGCGAGGAUGCAGGAGCUGGUCCGGGGGAACGAGAGGUUGUUGCAGAAUGGGUUUUUCAAGGGUAUCCAGGCGCUGUGAGAUGAGUAGUCUUUCCGAAUCUGAAUACUCGUGCUUGGGGACACAUCGCGGCGUUUGGUAGGGGUUAAGGGGUAUGGAUAGCUUUUUAUCAGCUUAGGGUAAGGAAUAAGGACGGUUUGGUUUCUGGUAUCAUGUAUGCAUAAGGUACAUUACAUCACAUUACGUUAGAAGAUUUUCACAGAGAAUGUAAAAAGGCGAGCGACGCAGGAGCAAGCCGAUCUUCAG